This is a messenger RNA of Arctia plantaginis, 1761 nucleotides long. NCBI's taxonomy places the organism in Eukaryota, Metazoa, Arthropoda, Insecta, Lepidoptera, Erebidae. The record is from the annotation of a GenBank genome assembly.
AUGCUUACGGAAUGGAAUAUCUCAAAUGACCAAGUGCAUUGCAUGAUUCGAGACGAAGGCUCCAAUAUGAAAAGAGCGAUGCGAUUGGCAAAAUUCCAAGACUUGGAUUGUGCAGUUAAGAUGCAACUUGCUAUUCUUGCUUGCUAUUGCUUUAAGUUGUUUAAACUCACAAGAAAAUAUGAAGGCGAGAUUGACCCUAUUUUACCAGAAGAGUGGAAAAUCAUAGAAUGUUGUGUUGAGCUGUUGAAACCGUUCGAAGAAGCCACACGUGAACUUAGCAGCUCUCAGACUCUUAUUUCAUCAGUGAUUUCAAUAAUUCGAAUGCUGACGCAAAAAGUUAAUGACUAUUUGACAGCUUCACCGGAAUCUCGAAUUCACCAUGCAGCCACAACUUUAAAAGCUGAAAAGAGGCUGACCGAUUUGGGCCAAGGAAAAUUUUCCACUUUGUUGGAAGAGGAUAACUUAUAUGUCAUAGCCACUUACCUAGAUCCUCGCUAUAAGAACAAAUUUUUCACAUCAGUAACUGAGGAAAAGAUCAAAGAUGAUAUAUUGAAGAUAAGCAGAAACACCAAAGACAUCUUGGCUUCUCAAACAAUAUCUCCAACUUCUCCAAGUACCAAAAGAACGAAGAAAAUGAAAAUGAGAGAUUCUAUGGAAACAGAUACGGAACGAUCAGGGACCUCAGGUACAGGACGUCAGUCCUGUUUAAUUAGUGAUCUUGCCAUGAUGCUCGAUUCAUCAAGUGACGAUGAGAGUCAGGAAACUCCAGAAAUUGUUAGCCCUGACGCAAUUCUCAAGAAAGAGUUACUUACUUUCCGCAAUAAGAAGCGAAUUAAUUUAAAUGAGAGUCCUCUUAAAUGUAGUUUAGCAAGUGAAUACGGUGUAGGCCGAUUUACAAUUUAUGACAUUAAAAAAAAUCACCAGAAGAUUAAACAGUUCGUGUCAACUACUGACUGUGCGCCAGGCAAGAGACAGACACUCAAGAAAGCUGAACAUCCAGAAGUGGAAGAAGCUUUAUACAUGUGGUUUCUUCAGGAAAGAAAUAGGCAUGCGCCUAUUUCGGUACGACUGAACAACAUAAUCUAUGCAGAUUUAAAACGUCAAAAAUUCUCUGUAAUGAUUGACGAAAGUACUGAUAUAGCAGCAAUUAAGACGAUGUGCGUUGUUGUCAGAUACUUUUGCCCAGGUAAAGGUCUAAUUGUCAGUAGAUUUUGGGACCUAAUCCAAAUUUAUGGAAAUGAGAACACUGAUCAUGUAAUGGCUGCGGUUUCACUAUUGGACCCCGAUAAUUGCGUCGAUACUAGCAAACGCCCAGAAUCUCUCCAACGUAUAUUUGAGCUAUUGCCACGACUGGUACCAAAAUGUUUAAAUGAACAGCAACAAAUCGAUGACCAAUGGAGAAAAUUACCCAGCCUGAUAAAUAAAGCUGAUAGUAGUCAAGCACCUGAUGUGUUUUGGAACCAGAUACUGCUAAAAGAAGAUUAUUUAAAGUUAGCAAAUUUUAUGCUCGAAAUUCUAUCUCUGCCCAAUUCUAACGCGGAAUGUGAAAGAAAAUUGAGCGAAAUUAAUGACAUUAAAACAAAAAAGAGAAAUAGAUUAAUCACAAAUACCAUCAAGGGUGUCAUAUUAGCGCGCCAGUCCAUUUUAAGAAAUUCUGCUAAUUGUAUAAACUAUAACCCAAAUGAAAAAAUGAUGAAGACUUUUACGGACAAAAUAUAUAAAAAUGAACCCUUAAGUGACAGUGAUACAGAUAUUGAUUGA